Molecule: messenger RNA, 210 nt
Organism: Coprinopsis cinerea okayama7#130
Lineage: Eukaryota; Fungi; Basidiomycota; Agaricomycetes; Agaricales; Psathyrellaceae
Exons: 1
Coding region: 1-210 (69 amino acids)
Source: RefSeq, a predicted model, not a curated record
AUGGAUAACGAGAUCCUUCUGGCUGACUGGAGGAGGUUGAAUGAUUAUGAGUGGGAAAGAGAGCGGUUAGCACCAGUCCGCCGCCGAGAUUCGCUCGAACUCUCGGGUGUGGAUGAGAAGGAGAUCGGAGAGGACCCUGAGAGGGGACAACCGCGAGGCUCUGGAGAGAGGGACGUAAGGGGGAGUAGCACAUAUGAGUCGGAGAAGUAG